Molecule: messenger RNA, 6917 nt
Organism: Amoebophrya sp. A25
Lineage: Eukaryota; Dinophyceae; Syndiniales; Amoebophryaceae
Source: the annotation of a GenBank genome assembly
AAAAAGUAGACCUUAGUUCUAGAAGUCAUACAAAGAAGGCCCUUAGCGCGAACAAAAUACGCUGUUCUUGCGUAGAAGACCACAGGAUAUCAAGCUCGGGAAUGUCUACUUAGUACACAACUCCAUUUAUAGUAGUCACUGAAAAAUAUGGUUCGUACUGCGACAGCCUCGCAGCAUUUUUAGCGUCACUCUGCCUCGCCUUCGCCUGAGAAAAGGUGUUGAGCGUUCUGAGAAAAGGUGUUGAUGUAUUUAAUUUUACAUAUGUCACAUCAGCUUCCCAGCCGAUAGUAAAGUAAUGACACAAAAAGUAAGUAAACCUUACACAACUCCAUUUAGUAGUCACUGAAAAAUAUGGUUCGUAUUCUGACGGAGCGCAGCAUUUUUAGCGUCACUCUGCCUCGCCUUCGCCUGACGUCGACACAUCAAAUAAUUUUGGCGUCUCUUGCGCACUUCCUAUUCAGCGGAGCAACGCGUGGCGUGCGCACAGUCUGAUCGGGAACAGAGUAGAAGCCACUGCACGAAGAGAAAUCAGUUCGAGCUGAAAACCGAUUCCGAAGGUGAUAUGACUUCUUGGUGGAGCUGGGACACUAUCCCUAAUUGACUGGUCUCUUCAGCACCAAAGAAACUUGUACUCAACAACCUGUGGCAGCUUCUGCGAGCCUCUAGUACCCCAGACCAAGAGCAGAACCUUCUAGCGUCUGUCUUAGUUCGUAGUGGACAGCAGCAAAGAUGACAGCCGCAAAGAUGUCCGUGUGUGACAUGUCGCCGGCUGAGUUGCGGCAGCAGGGGAAUGACUUCUUCAAGGAGAAAAAAUUUCAGAGUGCAGUUAGCUGUUACUCGCAGGCGUUGACGUUAAGGCCUUUUACAACCGAGAAUAGUAACAUGAGUCAAACCUAGUUGACGGCGUAAUUAUGUGCUCUCACUCUAAGUCCCGUAGCCGAAGCUUUGGGCAACAUCGACGAUCCAGCGGAGCUUGCAAAACUGUAUGCGAAUCGGGCGGCGGCUAGUGCAGGCCUCAACGACUGGGAAGCAGUCGAGCGAGAUGCAGAGGCAGCGAUUGAGGCGGACCCAAAAUUCGUAUCAUUUUACUUAUGAUGGUUGGCGAUUGGGAGUCGCUUGUGUAGCUUGUUCCUACAUCUUCGGGAUGCAUACUACACAAACUGCAUACUAGACAAACUGGUAGAAAUUAGUUAUGCAGACAACAACCCCGUAAACAACAAUCCCGCAAACAAAGUUAUAAACCCCACCCUUCCUCAAGCUCAAGCACGAUGUACCCCUAGAAUGGGUUUACUACUACUACUACUACUACAUAAUGCUGCAAACUGCAUCAAACGAAUGACACAGGUCAAAGGUUAUUUCCAUCUGCAACGGGCGCUGAAGAAACUGAAGAGGCCUGACGAAGCGCUGAGGGUGGUGGAAACAGCGCGAAAGUUGGCUCCAGAAAAUGAGGAUUUGAGGAUAGCCUACAACGUUAAGGCUGUACCUAAUACAUCUUUGGGCGCAUCCUUGAAACGUAUGGAGGAGUAUCCUAAUGGAAUACUACCCCAUACUUUUCAAGGAUGUACUUGAAAGAUGAAUUGCGGACAGCUCUAACAACGAGGCGAAGCGUUUGUGUAAGCGUUCAAUUGACGACUACGAGGUCGUCAAAGAGGUGGGAACCGGCAAUUACACGUCCAUUUGUAUCGCAAAAGAUUUGAAGAGCAAUGAAGAGGUACUAGAAUCUUUUCAGCAUAAGACAUCUCCUGGAGUUAUGUUUCUGCAUCCAUGUUUCUGCAGUGUCUCCUACAUGGACGCUGUGAUCGUUACAUCUCCUGGAAUUAUGUUUCUGCAUCCAUGUUUCUGCAGUGUCUCCUACAUUUUACCAUAAGACAUCUCCUGGAGUUAUGUUUCUGUAGGAAUCCUCUAGUCUCCCUACAUGGACGCUGUGAUCGUUUUUAAAUAGGAGAUGAGAAUGCAGCGGGGAUCUGAUCGUUACAGACCUCCCCCUCUACAUUCUCAUCUCCUACUUGUCUCUUCACAGUAAUACCUCCUCACAACUACAGGUGGCCUGCAAGAUGGCGGACAAGCACAAGGUCCAGCACAUGAAAAAGACGCACGAACUGCGUCGUGAGCGGCAUAUCCUAGAUCGCUGUACACACGAAAAUCUCAUCAAGUUGCAGGAGUACUUCGCGGACGAGAGCCAUAUCUACAUGAUUCUAGACUACUGUCGCGGAGAGCUUUUUGAGAUGGCUAAAAUGUGCGGUCUAGGCAGAAAUUUGAGCAGAUACUACCUGGCGCAGGUGUUUCUCAACUCUUUUUUGGGAGUUUGAAAAAUUGGUAGUUUGAAAAAAAAAGUUUGUUUUAACCAAAGAAGCUUGUCUUGGUAGUUUGGGCUCUAUUCUUCAAGAAUUCUGAAAUCAAGUGAUUAAUAUCCCGUUAACAAUAAAUCUGGCACGAUUGGUGCAAAAGCAAACUCCUACCACGUUAUGAAUUUAAUCACAAUCCAAAGACCACAAACUCCCACCACCAUUUAUUUCUGAGUUACCAAUCACCAAAAUGAAAACUAGAAAACGCUCACUACGACCAUUUUCAGGCACUAGCUGGCCUUUCCUAUCUGCACAGCAAGGAGAUUAUGCACCGGGACAUCAAGGCCGAAAAUACCCUGGUUUGUCACAGAACUGGACUAGUGAAGUUGAUCGACCUUGGAACCGGUAAGGACUUGAGGUAUCCAGAUUUGGACAAGGUAGUGGAGACAGGUCCUAUGCGUCGCAGCUUCGUCAACUACGUCGGAACACCGCAGUUCAUGUCUCCGGAAUGUACUGUUUAAAGGUCUUUUUACACUGCAGUUCAUCUCUCCGGAAUGUACUGUUUAUUAUACCUACACUGUUCAUACUUAUACUGCCGGAUAAAAUACUGAGGCCCGCAGAGAGAGCAGGACACCACAGCAGAGCCUUCUAGCAUGAGAGAACGAGUCAAUAGUCUCGGUUCCAGCAUGAGAGAACGAGUCAAUAGUCUCGGUUCCAGCAUGAGAGAACGAGUCAAUAGUCUCGGUUCCAGCAUGAGAGAACGAGUCAAUAGUCUCGGUUCCAGCAUGAGAGAACGAGUCAAUAGUCUCGGUUCCAGCAUGUAGUUCAUGUCUCCGGAAUGUACCUGCUUUGCGCUCCUCUUGAAUUACACUUUCGACGAACCCUAGUAUCACAAUUGCAAUAAUUUAAAGUAACGUGUACAAAACUUUUGUCACGAAUUCGAACUGUACACUACUAAUGAGGAAAUAGAUCCUCUAACAAAUAGACCUCUUGCCAGGCUGCUGCCUGGCACAUUAAUCAAUCAACCAAUCAAUCAACUACCAGUGCCGUUCUUUACAAAAACCGAUCAUUUUUACUCCAUAGAAAUACUGACUUUGAAAAGUCUCAAUCAAUCCGCUACCAGUACCGUUCUUUACAAAAACCGAUUUGAUUCUUCACAAAAACCGAGCUUUCUUUUUGACACCUUAGGUAUACGAAACGAGCUCUGUGGCUUUCCUUCCGAGUGUUGGAGUUUCGGCUGCCUCGUGUACCAGGUGGUUUACGGUAUACCGGCAUUCCAUGCGGGCAGUGAGUAUCUGGUGAUAUUGAUUAAGGAUAAGGUCAAUAAGUUUGGCUUUUCAAUGGCCCCGAAUGCUCACCUAAUUACCGGUGAGCCACUACUGAACUGAACUGAACAAGACAUUGCACUCUCCACAUGACAUCAUCCUUGACCUUUUACUUAGUUUUUUCAAGUGGGAAUCAAUAGGUCGAGGACGUCAAAAGGACUAUAUAAUCAAUAGGAAACCCUUUCUCUAAAUUAAGGGUGAUGAAGGAUGAUUUGGAGUUCCCUAGCGAAAUCCUGUACCCGGAGGUGAACGAUCUGGUGCGGCGUUGCUUGAAGAAGAAUCCAGCAGAGCGACUAACUUAAGAAUGAAUAGAGUCUUCGUCUCCGAUAAUUCUAAACAGAGGACGAUGAAUUCAUCUUCGUAGAGUCUGAAGGUUAAAUUUCCCCCUCACGACUCGGCUUUUCACUUCCGCGGCCGUCAUUCUUUUUCGGCGUUUUCAUAGUCGUGAAUGCUCACCUCCUCGAGGCGAGCCAGCUCCUAUCCUAUCCUACACACUGCUGGAACUGGUUUGUUCCGCCAAUAGGCUUCAAGUACUACAUGGGACACCAUGAUGAUGAAGGGACUGUAACUUUAUUAGUUCAUGACAACUUCAUAGAGUUGUCCUCACCCAAUUUCCCAUGCAAAACAGUCCCCCGGCUCACUACCUCGUGCUAGGUAAAUGAAUGAAUGAAUAGAGUCUGCGUCUCCGAUAAUUCUAGAAAGAGGACGAAUGUAUUAAAAGUCAGAUGAAUAAUUCUGAGAGAUUUUUUAGGUCGUGAAUUACGCUGAUUUAGAUCUGAGAAUUUCUGAGAUAAUAAUAGAUCAUGAAUUACUGUGAGGUGCGUUUCUAAUAGUUGUUGACGCAGAUCAAGAACCAUCCGUUUUUCGCUGGUGAGUUUGAGGCAGAAGACGUCGAAAACAUGGACGAGGAUGCGCAGGCCUACCUGCGAAAAAAGCGGGAGAGCGAAGCGAAUGGGGCUGUGGUAGGCAUGAAACUGCAGGACGUCCAAGAGGAGGACGUCCAAGAGGAGGACGCCCCAGCAAGCGAAAAACGAGCAAAAAUCGCGACUUUGGUAGAAGGCCAAGCGACGUCGAAGACAAAAUCACCAUCCGCAACAUCUUCUUCUUCUUCUGCUCUCCCGAACAAGAUGAAUGAGCAAAUAGGUGGUGCAUCUGGAAGUUCGUCCUCCACGACAAACCAAGAAAAUCUAAAUCCUCACGAAAACUUUAGGUACUUCGUGUGUAAGAAGAGCAUCACAUUGCCAGGAGGAGAGGUAAAGAAACGUAACCGACCCGUCUUGCCGCUGACGUGGCAUUGUUUGCGCGCAGUGUACGACCAGAAGAAUGAAAAGAACUUUUAAGGUCAACACUAUUAGUGUCAGUAGUGUCCAUCUUUGUUCUCGGCAUGACCUUGGUGUUUCCCUUUUUGUUCUCGGCAUGACCUUGGUGCUUCCCCUGUAUUUGUUUCCCUUUUAGGUAUUCUUUUCAGGGGAAAUACUUAAGUUGUAUCUAUAUGAUGUAUUCUUUUCAGGGGGGAAGAGAAGGUGUAUAUGUAUUCUUUUCAGGGGGGAAGAGAAGGGGGUCGAGAUGGGGGAGCCCCCGAGAUGAAUAAAUGCCGACUCUAAAACUUGUUCAAACUACGCGAAGAGCUACUGCCUGCUUGGAAACGGAAAAGAGAUGAACUCGAGAUGGGAGUAAGACGACUUCAUUCGCCAAGUGCUGGACCGUCCGCGAGUGGAAGACUAGCAAUGCCGGUCGACGCGACUACUUUGGAGGGUGCUUCUUCGUCUUCUCCGACGACAGGGGUAAACACAACUAGCCGUAGUUUAGGCAGCGCGGCGGGCACCUCUUGCUAUCCGCUAAAUUACACGACCAGCUCAAAUAUUAGACCUUCAACAACAGGAGCUUCCGAUGGAAACAUUCACCAGGGAGCGCAAGUAUUAAGGAUUACCACAUUGGUGCAUUCUUCACUACCAUCCUUGUGACUUUUUUUCCAGUAGGACGAAAAGGGUCAAGGAUGAUCUGAAGAAUGCAAUAUCGCAACCUCUAAUAGUAGAUGACGAUGUUGUCUACGACAGCUCAAUGACGCAGACGCCUAAUGGAGAAGGAACGUUAGCGAACUUGGUAGAGAGAGUAGAAAGCUAUUUGCAAGUCUCUGCCUGGGAGCGUGAAGUUCGACCGGGCCAGGGACCCUCGGCGAAGUUACAGCGUUUUAUGGAUGAGGAUGCGAAAAAAUUAGACGAUACGGAAAUGGCAGAACGAGCCGACAAGAAGGCCAGGAAAAACCGAAGGAAGCAAAAGCGGGUGAAAAGUUAAGGCUGCUCGUUUACAUGAUUCGUGAUUCGUAGCCAUUUUUCUACAUCGUAUACUACUUGAUUCGUAGUAGCCAUUUUUCUACGUUCAUAGCUUAAAAAAUCUGAUGAUCAUGAGUUUGAGUACCUAUUGCUGCUGACCUGACCUUCACGACAAGCGACCUUUACGACAAGCGUACCGAUUCUUUCAGAUAUAUCAUCGUAGAUGUAAAUAUUAUCAAUCUGAAUCUUAGAUGUAAAUAUCUGUAUAUAAUCUUAGAUGCCUAAGUAAAUAUUAUCAAUCUACUGUAGCUCUAAUCCAAAGCCGAAAAAGAGAGACGAUUGCAGACCUCAGACGACGAAAACAAUGGUCCCCUGUUGCCGAGGGAGCAGGACGAUCGUGCGAUCACCUCUUCCUCAGAUGACGCGGAGAGCGACGCCGACUUGAGUAGCGACACCUCGGAGGAGGAGGAAGAUGAUGCUAAGAUGAAUACAUCGACAGGUGAUGUUCGGAUGAAUACAUCGACAGGUGGUGGUGGUGGUGGUGAUCACGAUAUUAAGCAAGAAGAAGGGAAGACUACUAAUGGUGAUCAGGAGAAGCUUGAAGGCGACAAGAAGAGUCAAAGUGAUCACGGUAUUAAGCAAGAAGAAGGGAAGACUACUAGUCAAAGUCCUGAAAAGUCGAGUCUACAGAAAAGCCCAGACGCUAAGAUGGACGACGAGGAUGAUAUCGCGGUUGAAGUAAUAGAACAAGGUCCUAGGGCGUAAUCACCAUCAACGAAACUAUAGUUGAUGGGGAGGAUGAUCAGCAAAAGUUUAAGUUUUUUCAAGUCAAAUUUUGCGUGUGAAAAAAAAAGAACCAUUUUUCCGCCACCUAGAUCCUCCACGUUCUUCUUGAGGGUACCAUUAUAUAGCCCCAUGAAUUGAUGUCGACUUCCCAUGCGACAAAAAGUUCUUUUCACUGGUGCUUCGUUCGCGUGCCGCAUCUUUGACACGGUAGAACAAUACUGGAGUGCCUUUAGGAGCACUUGUCAUUG